This is a messenger RNA of Stylophora pistillata, 5115 nucleotides long. RefSeq names its product transient receptor potential cation channel subfamily A member 1. NCBI's taxonomy places the organism in Eukaryota, Metazoa, Cnidaria, Anthozoa, Scleractinia, Pocilloporidae. Gene Ontology annotation, biological process: monoatomic ion transmembrane transport. Gene Ontology annotation, cellular component: membrane; transmembrane transporter complex. The record is from RefSeq and is a predicted model, not a curated record. Gene Ontology annotation, molecular function: protein binding; monoatomic ion channel activity.
UACAAAACAGCUGUGAAUAGCAAGAAAGAGCAGGAAAGAGGUUCACCCUUGUAAAAAUAUUUCAUCAUUAUUUCAUCGUUUGUGCAACUUCUUAGCUGUGGGUGAGCAUAAAUCGUCAUUACAAACAGCUGCGAAUAGCAAGAAAGACCAUGCAGGAAGGAGGUCCAUUCUUGUAAAAAUAUUUCAUCAUUAUAGUUUAUCAGCGGGGAGGACAAAUAGACUGUUGUCCAUGCGCUUGCCACGUAUAUCUUUGAGGACUGAGGAAUUCUGUUGGAUCAGUAUGGGCUGGAUUGGACUUUUUUUUAAAGGUUAAGCUAUGAAAUGAUUUACUUCUUGAUUUGAGCAAAUGUUUUUGGAUAUUUGCUGCUCUUCCUGUUCCUGUUUAGCAAUCAUAUCUCGUUAGUUUCCGCUUUGAUUGACGUCGAACAAUUGCGACAAGAACUGCUGAUAAUCAACAGUUUUCCGCUUUGAUUGACGUCGAACAAUUGCGACAAGAGCUGCUGAUAAUCAACAGUUUUCCGCUUUGAUUGACGUCGAACAAUUGCGACAAGAACUGCCGAUGAUCAACAGUUUUUAAGAAAAAGCUGGUAGUUUCAUUCUCUGGCGAAGCCUCCUAAAGCCCCAAUAACAAAGCUUUACUGCGGUCCAGUUAUAUCAUACUGAACGGUAAAUGACAGAGAACGUUAUUAAUACUCCAAGUCAAGACUUGAUAGGUAUAGGUAAUAACCUAAAAACAUCCUGACAUCCUUUUUUUUUUCUUUUAUGACAUCUUGAUCAUUACGUCAAAGCAGAUCAAAAUGGCAAAAUGGCAUUGUUCACCUACUUAAAGUUUUUAUUUCACCUUUGGGACACGAGCACGGGCAGAAUUAUGGUUUUCAUAAAUAUCUUUCAAAGGUGCAAAUCUUAAACAGUUAAAAGACAAGAAGAUAGAUACGCAGACAUGGACGCACAGAUAAAUGACAAUGGAGAAAUACCUCUGGUGAAUGUGAAUGAUGGAAGCGGGGAUGCUGAAGAAAACCAUGAAAAGAAGGCAGCGAGAGAUAGAAAAGAGUCCCGUUUCAUAAGCACUGUUUCCAUGAAUUCCGGAAGUGAAGAUGACGGGGAAUACGGAAAAGAAAAAGUCUUAGGUGGUAAAUCCACGAGGCUUCACAAGCUGAUUUUGGAAGGAGAAGUGGAAGAAGUAGAAAAAUUGGUAGCCAAGGGGGGAGCGAUCAAUAACGGAGACAAGUCAGGAAAAACUCCUCUGCACACCGCUAUUCUCUCAAAGCAGUUUAAGAUUGUCGACAGGCUGUUGGAAUGUGGCGCUGACGUCACUAUAAAAGAUGAUGCAGGAGACACUGCACUGCACACUGCCAUUCAUGUCGGAAGCGAAAGACUGGCACUAACCCUAUUAAAACGGGGCCGUGCAGAUGCAAACGCUCCGGGCCGUAACUCGUGUACGCCCUUGCACCUUGCUGCUGAAAUGGAUAACGAAAAGAUUUGUCAAAUAAUGAUUGAUAAUUCAGGAGACACAAAAAGCCUCGACGAUGACCGAAUGACGCCAUUGGCACAUGCGAUGGAAAGAGGCGCAGGAAAGUCAGCUGAAUUUCUCUUGAAUCAUGCGCGACAGCUAGGGACAGUUGAAGACUUUUUAUAUGACGUUGAUGUUGAUGGCAACAGUCUCCUUCAUCUGGCUGUGAACAGUGGUGUACUUGCGGUCGUGCAACACUGCACUGAAUAUGGAGUGAGGAUAAGACAACCCCGGAAACUUAAUAGGGAAACAGCUUUUCACUUGGCGUGUGAAAUGGGAUCCAUGCCAAUAGUGGAAUAUCUCGUCAGUAAAGACCCGGCGCUCUGCCGAAUAACUCUUGUUGACUUUAGGGGACGGACACCACUUCACAUGGCUGCAAAACGAAACCAUGCUCACGUUGUUAACUUUCUUCUCGAAAAGGGGGCGAUGGUAGAUCCCAAGUCAGACGAGAGACGCACACCAUUAUUCAUGGCAGCCGAAAAUGGCGCUUAUGAUGUUGUUACUCUACUUAUGGAACGUGGUGCUGACGUCACUAUCCGAGACACUGAGUUGCGGUCUGUUUUACACGCUGCUGUGGGCCAUCCUCGUGUCAUGGAAGAUCUUCUUCAGAGUCCUGCGAUGAUGUCCCUUAUCACCGAGAAAGAUGCGAGUGGUUACUCUGCUGUCCAUUAUGCAGCCAUGAAGGGAAACAUUGCGACUUUGGAGCUUUUCGUUACCAAAAACAAGGCAGCUGCAAGUGUGACAUCAGAUUCCCUGGAAACACCCAUACACGUGGCUGCGAGAUAUGGCAGAACUGAAGCCAUAGAGAAACUUAUGGAUCGACAGAAUGCUCGAAUCCUAAAUCUACAAAACAGUCAAGGAAAAACUGCCCUACACUUCGCAUGUACAGAAGGACACGAUCGUUCAGCAGAAGUUCUUUUGAGAUUAGGAGCAACCAUUGAGAAAGAUCGACAAGACCGAUCUCCGCUCCAUUUGGCAGCCUCCAAGGGAUGCGCGAAAUGCUGUGAAUCGAUCCUUCAAAAGUUCGAGGAUUGUAUAAACAUGGUGGACAAAAAUAAGAACACGGCUUUACAUCUAGCAGCCAUCAACGGUCACGCUUCUGUGGUGAGCUUAUUGUUGUCCGCCGAUCGCAAAGCCGAAGUCACACGUAACAACACAAAUGAUAACAUUCUGGACGCUGCUGUUAAAGAAAAAAAGAGUGACGUUGUCAUGGUGAUUGCCGGAAAUGACAGAUGGAGAGAGGUCCUCACAACAUGUUCAACAGGCGUGGUCCCGCUGCUGCAAAAACUCGUGGAAGAUAUGCCGGAUGCUUUAGUGCGAAUUUUAGAUCAGCUUGUUACAGAAAGUGGAGAUCAAAACAGUAUGAAUUACAAGGUCAGUUAUGACCUCGCUUUGAUUCAAGGAGUAUUCGCAGAACCCGAGAAAAACUCACGAAGAACCACGGAUACUGGAGAAACCGGAAAAAAGGAUUCAUCAAAAGACAAAGCCAAAGACAAAACCAAAGAGACGAAACGAUCUGAAAUCAACUCAUUGGCUUUAAUAGAGACCAUGGCGAUUCAUCGCAGAGAGCGGUGCUUGACGCACCCUGUCAGCUUUCAUUUAUUGAAUACUAAAUGGAAGAAGUUUGGCUGGGUGACAUUUGGAAUCAACUUGUUAACUUAUUUCCUCUUUAUUAUACCACUGACCACCUUAGCCGUGUACACGCGAACACACGAAGAUGAUUUAUGUGGCUUUAAUUCUUCCAAUCCCGACGAGAAUAAAGAUGAAUUUCCAUGUACUUUUUCAAAUGUGGUGGUUCAGGUGUUUAAUUACUUUGUGUUGAUAACAGCAUCAGGCCAUCUCAUAAAGGAACUCAUUUCUAUGUUCCAUACGCGGCUUUCGUACCUGGAAGAUGUCAGUAACUUCUUGGAGUGGGUUUGUUAUAUAGCAUCAAUUCUGUACGUUAUACCACCAUGUGACUGUAAAGCUGGGUUUAAGAGAGAAGUUGGCGCGGUUGCGCUGUUCUUUGGUUGGAUGAAUCUCAUCUUAUACUUUAGAAGACUGUCUUCCUACGGUCAAUAUGUCAUCAUGUUGUCAACGAUGUUUGUAACAUUAUUAAAGGUUCUGCUUCUUUGGAUGUUGUUUAUAAUGGCAUUUGGGACAACAUUUUUAUUGAUCAUGAAUGACUCUCCUUUCGAUACCUUUGGUACUUCGAUGAUGACGAUGUUUGUGAUGACUUUGGGAGAGAUGAAUUACCAUGAGAACUUUCUUCCGUGGGAUAAUCUGGCCUUCUCGACCCUGACCAAUAUUUUGUUUAUUGUGCUUGUUCUUGGAAUGCCUAUCAUUAUGAUGAACAUGCUGGUUGGUCUGGCUGUUGGUGAUAUUGACAAAAUUCAGCAGAAUGCUCUCAUGGAUCGAUAUGUCCUUCAAGUUCGACUGCUUGUGGACAUCGAAAAUUCUCUUCCAGAGUUUAUAAUGAAACGUGUGCAAGUGUACUCGUACAGCGAGUUUCCGAACCAUCCGAAGACAAUUAAACAAAAGUUGAUCGAUGGCCUCAUUGGCUUUGAUAAACCUCAAGUCAGUAUCGAGGAAGAAGCUGAUGAGAUGUCACCGGAAAUGGUAAAAGUUUUGGAGAGAAUACAAAAGCAAGAAGAAAAAAUGCAAAAGAUGUACGAAAUGAUGAAAGAGCAGUCAGAUGUUUUAAAAGAAAUACAAAGUAGAAAGAAAGACGAGAAACAGAAAAAGAAAGACGAGACAAAGACAUCCAGUAAACUGGGUUUAUUUGGAUUUUCAUGAGUUCUUUACAUAAUUACACAAGCCAUUACGCUAACUCGUAUGAUUUCCAGAUUGUAAGAUGCUUGUGUUUUAAGCGUACUUGAUACUUAUAUAUAUUUUGAUGAUAUUUUGACAUUUUUUACUGUUAUGUUAUUCAAAAAGUCUGGUGAGGUUAGAUAACGCUAUUCAGUGCAUCAUAACGAUCUACUGGUCAUAAUGAAAAUAUAUUACCAUGAUCUGCUGAUGCAUUAUGUUAUAGUGCAUUCUCCGAAUGAGUAUGCUCUAAUGCGCUUUACGGCACUUUGCAGGGGACUUUGGUCAAACUGUAUUGAGCAGUUUACGAUUUUUGAAAGAGAACAUUACAGGUGCCGCCAAUUUAGGAAUUUUUUGUGAGCAAGGCCAGACCACAGCACUGGCAGCAAGGUUCCCCUUUUUUUUUUGUAAGAACUGAGCGGGUUCUUUAACGUCUCCUGCUAACCAGCAUAGAGACGAAACAAAAGUCAGGGCCAUACAGUUUUAUAUAUUUUAUCUUACAGCUAUUGACAGAUCUUUAAGCGCACAUUUUCUCAGCCAGAGGCUGUAAUUGCGAGAGUCCAAAGGUUCUUAAACAUUUGAGAAUAAGUUGAAUCAAUUUGCCAACCGCAAGGUCACGCUGCUUUAGGGAAUCACUUCUUCAGGAGAAUAUUUGUAAGUCACUUACGUAAAGCUGUAAAUUAAAGAGACGUUUAAAAUUUAGGUGACUAACGUGCACCAUACAGGGUUUUAUAUAUUUCGAAUGCAUGAGUAAUAGCGAUACUGAUGAGAAACUUGUAGAAGCAGAUGAAUUAUGAAUAAAGACGAGGCAAAUACCA